Molecule: messenger RNA, 3929 nt
Organism: Austrofundulus limnaeus
Lineage: Eukaryota; Metazoa; Chordata; Actinopteri; Cyprinodontiformes; Rivulidae
Gene: fndc3ba
Product: fibronectin type III domain containing 3Ba
Molecular function (GO): protein binding
Source: RefSeq, a predicted model, not a curated record
CUGUCUCUGUGUGUUCCCAGAUAGGGCAGUUCAGUCAAGUUCUCCAUGAAUGUACGUCACAAUGAUGAUGACAGACCAGAUUCCACUGGACUUGGCUCCGCCUCCCAUCCUGAACGGGGAGGUCCCUCUCCUGCCUCACAUGGUUAACGGUGACGGAGCACAGCAGGUGAUCCUGGUGCAGGUGAACCCAGGGGAGACGUUUACCAUCCGGGCGGAGGAUGGCUCUCUGCAGUGCAUCCAGGGUCCUGCUGAAGUUCCCAUGAUGUCCCCAAACGGAUCAAUCCCACCAAUUCACGUACCACCAGGAUACAUUUCCCAGGUCCUUGAGGAUACCACAGGGGUCCGUCGAGUGGUGGUGACCCCCCAGUCUCCAGAGUGCUACCCCCCCUCCUACUCUCCAGCUCUGUCCCCUACACACCACCUGCCCCCGUACCUAGCUCACCCUCACUUCAUUCACAACUCUCACUCUUUCUAUCCCCCUGUCAGUCCGGGGGAGAUGCCCCCUCACCAGUACUACCAGCACCAUCUGCCCCCCAUGUACGGCGAUCCAGAAAUCAUCCCUGUUUAUGGGAUGUCAAACUAUAUAGGCAGAGAGGAGACGUACAGUAAGCCACAGCCCAAAAAGAUAAAGGAACAGAGACAACUAGAGCGACAGAACCGACUGAACUCUCCUCCCUCCACACUCUAUAAGGGCAGUCUGGGGCCAGCACAUAACGGAUACAGCAACAAAUCACAUACCCCGUCGCUUGGGUCAGUGGGGUCAGGGGGCGGAGCCAGCAGUCCAGGAGGCAAGAAGCCCGAAAGACGACUCCGCUGCAGUCCCCGAAACAGUGAGCCGGAGACACACACACAAGAUCAUGAUUCAGAUGGGAAACGUGUUCAAGACAUGCUGUCUACGAUCGACAAACCACAGGUGUCUAACGUCCAGGCGAGGGCUGCCCGCUUGUCCUGGGCCCCCCCAGCCGGGCUGGUGAACAGGCACAGUAACGGAGUGCCUGUGUCCUGCUCCUACGAGGUGUCUCUCUCAGAUAAGGGAAAGGACGGAAAGUAUCGCCUCAUAUACAGUGGUGAAGAAUUGGAAUACCAUCUGAAAGACCUAAGGCCAGCGACGGACUACCACGUACGCGUGUCGGCAUCGUACAACUCUGUUCGAGGCUCGUGUUCAGAAGCCGGCUCGUUCACGACACACUGCAGCGUGCCUGACGUUCCCCUACCCCCUAAACUCACCCACCGCUCCAAGAGCAGCCUCAGUGUGCAGUGGAAGCCCCCAGGCGACAAUGGAUCCAAAAUCACAAACUAUCAACUCGAAUGGGAUGAGGGGAAGAAGAACAGUGUUUUCAGAGAUUGUUACUUUGGGAGCCAGAGACACUGUAAGCUGACACGACUGUUUCCUGCCUGCGGCUACACCUUCAGGGUGGCUGCACACAACGACAUGGGCACCAGCGGCUUCAGUCAAGAGGUGGUGUUUUACACCAUGGGCACCCUGCCUGCUCUGCCGCUGGCGCCGCGGCUCGUCAGGGCCGGGGUGUCCUGGGUGACCCUGGAGUGGGUGCGUCCCGAGGGCAGUCCCAGCGAGGAGCAGCUCAAAUACACGCUCGAGAUCCAGGAGGACAACAGCGGAACAGACUUUCAUCCAAAGUACACUGGAGAAAACUUGACCUGUACUGUACAAGGCCUGAAGAGAAGUACACAGUAUAAAUUCAGGCUCAUAGCAUCAAACAUGGAAGGAAAGAGCAGUCCCAGUGAAGUCUUGGUGUGCACCACCAACCCAGACAAACCCGGUCCUCCAUCUACACCCUGCGUCAGCGGGGUGACGCCCUACGGCUUCACGGUCACAUGGGAUCCCCCCCAGGACAACGGGGGCUCAGAGGCUCUUACGUACUUGUUAGAGAUCUCAGAAGGAUCCUCUGAAGUGCACUGUCAGUGUUCCGGUCCAUACAUUAAGCAUCCCACCAGGCCCCUGCCAGCCACCAAGGAUUGUGGGUAAAGCCAAACACAAGGAAGUGCAGUUGGAAUGGGACUCGGCGGUGUGUGAAGGUGUGUGUGAAGAGUGUGUGUACAGUCUGGAGAUGAGCGAGGGGGACACCAAGCCAGCAGAAGUGUAUCACGGCUCGGCGCUGCAGUGCACCGUCGCAAGUUUACUGCCUGGUGCGACGUACAGCUUCGUACUGAGAGCUGCCAACGAGGCCGGGUUUGGGCCGUAUUCUGAGCCGACAGAGGUGACGACUGCAGCCGGACCUCCGGGCCAGUGUGGGGCGCCGCUCAUCACCCCCACGAGUAACACCUGCAUAACGCUCAACUGGGAGAGCCCCGAAGGUUCGGGUACAGACAUUUCCGAGUAUCGACUGGAGUGGGCGAGGGAAGACGAACCCAUGGAGCUCAUCUACUGCGGUUCGGCCACGCAGUGCGAGCUGUCGGAUCUGACACCCGCCACAGAUUACUGCUGCAGGCUACAGGCAGUCAAUCAGGCAGGUGCUGGUCCAUACAGUGAGAAGGUGAGUUUCCGGACCCCGGCAACAAAUCCCGACCAGGUCUCGUCCCUCACCCUCCUGGACCUCCCGAGCUCCUCGGAGAACGGCCACUCCCCGUCUUCCUGUCUCCUCUUGAAGUGGGACGAGCCCAACAGUAAUGGUGCAGAGAUCACCUCCUACAUCAUCACCGUGGACGAGCAAACCAUGACUGUGGAGUCGGGGACUAGUCACCUUGUCACGGGCCUGCAGCCAGACAGCGAAUACAGAGUGCAAAUCCAGGCGGUGAACGCCAUCGGCUCCGGCCCCAUGAGUCCGUCGCUGCUCGCGAAGACACGCCCUCUGCCCCCAGCGCCGCCCCCCCUCGAAUGCUCGGCCGCUGGCCCGCAGAGCCUGAAGCUCAAGUGGGGCGAGAACGGUGGACACACACGCACCCUGCUUGCUGAUGACACGGUCUACACACUACAGAUGGAGGACAAGAACCACAGGUUCGUGACGAUCUAUCGCGGUCCCAGCCACACUUACAAGGUUCAGCGACUGAUUGAGUCCAGCAGCUACAGCUUCAGAAUACAGGCCAUCAGCGACGCCGGCGAGGGUCCCUUCUCUGACACGUAUACUUUCUGCACCACCAAGUCUGUUCCACCUGCCCUCAAAGCCCCAAGAGUUCAGCAGCUGGAGGGAAACGUAUGUCAGGUCACAUGGGAGACGAUCCCUCCAAUGAGAGGAGAUCCUGUGAGCUAUGUUGUCCAGUUGCUGGUCGGACGGGAGUCUGAAUAUAAACAGGUUUUUAAGGGAGAGGAAGGUUCGUACCAAAUCUCGAACCUCCAGGGAAACGUGGACUACCGUUUCCGCGUGGGCGCCUGCCGCCAGUGCCGGGACACGUGCCAGGAGCUGUGCGGACCCCUGAGCCCCUCCUCCCUGUUCACGCUCCGCCGGCAGGAGUCGGCGCUGUCCGGGGAGCAGUGCGCCUUGGACACGGGCAAGGGGGCGGGGCUGAUCUCCAGCGACGAACGCUUUGCGGCGCUGAUCGUGUGCGUGUUCGCGGGCCUCUCCAUCCUCAUCGCCUGCCUGCUGCAGUACUUCUUCAUGAAGUGAGGGAAUUUAAUAAUAGGAUAGAAAGGAAAACGAAAGAAAAGAACUUUUUUUAAAGAAACACCUACGAAAUAACCGAAUGAAAUCAAAGCAAACACUUGAGAUGUACUUUUAAAGGCUGCGUAUGUUGUUGUUUUUUUAGUCAAAGUAUUGAUUCCGGCUUUUCAUUUUGUCCUCCGCCUGUUUGGUCUCAUUUUUUUCUACACCUCUCAUUUAAGGAUUUCUGUCGAGGGAAAGAAAACUGAUAAUCAAGCCUUAAAAUAAGUGGGAGCACAGCACAUGCUCCCUAGACUGACUUGUUGCAUGUUUUUAUUUUGUAUGUCUUUUAAAACGUAUUCAGUAGACAGCAUAUAUAUUUCUUGACAGUCA